AGUGUUGCAAGGUUGCCUGUCUCCGUGGGCAUAGCGCACAAUCAAGUCUCUAGAGUUUUUCUGAAGACAUUUGCUUUACUGAAAGCAAUACAGUACAAUAAAGAAAAUUGGGUUUUUGAUUUGCAACGUGAUAUUCUUUCACAGUGAGCUAUGGCUGAAAGUGGACAUCCGGAAGACCCCAGGGAAGACUCUGCUAUCGAUGAGUUCAAUGACAUCAUCAAAAACAGAUCUGAUGAAAGAGAAGAUGUUCAAAGGAAAACAUUCACAAAAUGGAUAAAUGCUCAGUUUGCUAAGUUUGGGAAACAGCCAAUUGAAGAUCUGUUUAUUGACCUUCAAGAUGGGAGAAGACUUCUGGAUCUUCUUGAAGGUCUUACAGGCCAAAAACUGGUAAAAGAAAAAGGCUCCACGAGGGUUCAUGCUAUAAACAAUGUAAACAAAGCUCUGCAAGUUUUGCAAAAAAACAAUGUGGAUUUGGUGAAUAUCGGCAGUGCUGACAUUGUGGAUGGGAAUCACAAGCUGACCCUUGGAUUGAUUUGGAGCAUAAUUCUCCAUUGGCAGGUGAAGGAUGUAAUGAAAGGCAUCAUGGCUGACUUGCAGCAGACGAAUAGUGAAAAGAUCUUACUGAGCUGGGUUCGACAAUCAACUCGCAAUUAUCCACAGGUCAACGUUAUCAAUUUCACCAGCAGUUGGUCUGAUGGAUUGGCUUUUAAUGCACUCAUCCACAGUUACAGACCAGACCUGUUUGAGUGGAACAAUGUACUCUGCCAACAAUCUGCUAUACAGCGGCUGGAUCAUGCAUUUAACACUGCCCAACGACACUUGGGAAUUGCAAAUCUCCUUGAUUCUGAUGAUAUUGCAGUAGCACAUCCAGAUAAGAAGUCCAUUUUAAUGUACGUCACGUCACUUUUCCAAGUUCUGCCGCAAAAAGUAUCCAUGGAAUCCAUUCACGAAUUGGAAACAAUACCGCGUCAAAUGAUCACAUCAGAAGAAAGAGCCAAGUCCAUUGAUCAGCGUCAUUAUUCUCAGCAUAUCACUGUCAAUGUAGCACAGGGACGUGUGCACACCCCUUCACCUCCUUCUAAACCUCGCUUCAAAAGUUAUGCCUACACACAAGCUGCUUAUGUCAUGUACCCUGACCAAAAAAGGAGGCAGUUUCCUCCACAGCGGAUGGAAGGUCUAGACGACAGAUCGUUUGGGAGUUUAGUGAUGGAGCCUGAAGUGGAUUUAGAAUGUUAUCAAUCUUCACUGGAAGAAGUACUUACGUGGCUUCUUUCUGCCGAGGAUGCACUUCAAAGCCAAGGAAUGAUCUCUAACAAUGUCGAAGAAGUAAAAGGACAGUUUCAUACUCAUGAGGGCUUUAUGAUGGAAUUAACAUCUCAUCAGGGAAAUGUUGGCAAUGUUUUGCAAGCUGGAAGUCAACUAUUAGCUGUUGGGAAACUUUCCGACGAUGAAGAAAAUGAAAUCCAAGAACAAAUGAAUCUUCUUAAUUCCCGGUGGGAAAGUCUCAGAUUGGCAAGCAUGGAAAGACAAAGCAACCUCCAUAAAACAUUGAUGGAUCUUCAAAAUCAACAAUUAAAACAACUAAGUGACUGGCUCUCUCAGACAGAGGAUCGAACAAAGAAAAUGGAUGCUGAACUGGGUCCUGAUUUGGAAGAUAUAAAACAUCAACUAGAAGACCACAGGGUAUUGCAGGAUGAUCUAGAACAGGAGCAAGUCCGAGUAAACUCCCUCACUCAUAUGGUGGUUGUUGUGGAGGAAUCUAGUGGAGACAAAGCCACAGCUGCAUUAGAAGACCAAUUGCAGCAUCUGGGAGAUCGCUGGGCUACAAUAUGCAGAUGGACAGAAGACAGAUGGUGUAUCCUACAAGAUGUUCUAAUAAAGUGGCAACAUUUUGCUGAAGAACAGUGCCUGUUUGAUGCUUGGCUCACAGAAAAAGAAGAGACUGUAAGCAAAAUCCAUACCAAGGAUUUCAAGGAUCAAAAUGAAAGGCUUUCCAAUCUCAGAAAUUUAGCGAUGCUGAAAGGAGAAUUAGAGCUAAAAAAGAAGACUAUGGAUACACUCUACUCAUUAAAUCGGGAUCUCGCUUCUGCUCUGAAGAACAAGACUGUAUCUCAGAAAAAUGAGGCUAGGCUGGAAAGCUUUGCUCAGCGAUGGGAUAAUCUAGUACAGAAAAUUGAAGCAAGCUCCGCACAGAUUUCACAGGCUGUCACUGCCAGUCAGACAUCACUAUCACAGACAACUGUAAUGGAAACUGUAACUAUGGUGACUACACGGGAGCAAAUUCUUGUUAAGCAUGGUAAGGAUGAACUGCCACCACCUCCACCCCAAAAGAAGAGACAGAUCCUUGUCGAAUCGGAACUUAGAAAGAGAUUUGAUGCAGACUUAACAGAACUUCACAGCUGGAUGACACGCUCUGAACCUGUUCUGCAAAGCUCUGAAUUUGCAAUCUAUAGAAAAGAAGGAGACCUCACAGACCUCACAAAGAAAGUCAAAGCCAUAGAGAAAGAAAAAACAGAAAAGAGCAAAAAACUGCAAGACGCCAAUAGAAAUGCACAGAACUUGAUGGAGCAGUUGGUGAAUGAUGGCCUUAAUACUGACAGCAUCCAACAAGCCACUCAACAUCUGAACAGCCGGUGGACGGAUUUUGGUCAGCUGCUGAGUGAAAGACUUGCCUGGCUGGAAUAUCAAAAUAGCAUCAUUGCCUUCUACUUCCAGUUGCAACAACUGGAACAGAGUGUCUCAGCUGCUGAAAACUGGCUAAAAGCACAAAGUAUGCCUGCUGCCGAGGCGGGUACAGUCAAAAUACAAUUAGAAAAGUGUAAGGAUGAAGCUGCACGUCUGUCAGCUCUUAAACCAGAAAUUGGAUCCUUGCAAAUUCAGGGAGCGCAACUGAAAGAAAAGGAACAGAGGCCAAUGUUUUUGGACGCAGAUGUAGCAGCUUUUCUUAACCACUAUAAUCAAGUUCUCUCCAACUUGCAAUCUAGAGAAAAACAGCUUCAGAACAUUCUAGACAGUUUACCUCCUACACAGUACAAGGAGAAAAUGAGCACUAUCCUUCUGUGGAUCCAGCAGUCUGAAACCAAACUUGCUAUACCUCAGGUUACUGUUACCGAAUGUGAAAUCAUGGAACAAAGACUCAGGGAGCUAAAGGCCUUACAAAGUUCCCUGCAGGACCAUCAGGCUGACAUUAAUUAUCUCAGUAAAACUGCAGAGGAGUUAUCCAGUAAAGCACCUGUCAAUGUUAAGCAAAAAUACUGUUCUGAAAUCGAAUUUGCCCAGACACGCUGGAAGACAUUAUCAAACCAGCUUGUUGAACAAUGCCAAAAACUAGAAGAGUUACUUAGCAAAGUUAAACAGUUCCAGACUGAUAUUAAAACAUUAAAUAAAUGGAUGGCGGAAGUGAACGUUUUCCUUAAUGAAGAAUGGCCAGCACUUGGAGAUUCCGAAGCUCUUGAAAAGCAAUUAGAACAGUGUAGUGCAUUGGUGAAUGACAUUCAGACGAUACAGCCCAGUGUGACCAGUGUUAAUGAUGUUGGAGCUAACUUGAUAAAAAAAGCUGAACCACACUAUUCAACCAAGCUAGAAAAUAAUCUAAAAAAUCUUAAUGAACAAUGGGAUAAAAUAUGCAAACAGGCCUAUGCGAAAAAGGCGGCUCUGAAAGGUGGUUUGGAUAAAACUAUAAAUCUACGGAAGGAUAUGUCAGAGAUGCAAGCAUGGAUAACGCAGGCUGAUGAUGAGUAUUCAGAACGGGAUUUUGAAUACAAAACACCAGAAGAGUUACAAAAAGCACUAGAAGAACUAAAGGGGGCAAGAGAAGAAGCUGCACAAAAGAAAGACAAAAUAAAGCUUUUGACCGAGUCAGUGAACAAUUUUAUAGCAACAGCUCCACCUGCUGCUCAUGACCCCUUAAAGAAAGAACUGAAUGUGCUAGUCACAAAUUAUGAACGACUGUGCAGCAGACUGAAUGGGAAAUGUGCAACACUGGAGGAGGUUUGGGCAUGUUGGUGUGAACUGUUGUCUUAUUUGGAAUCGGAAAACAAGUGGCUCGAUGACACUGAGGUAAAGCUGAAAGCAACAGAAAAGGUUAAGGGAGGAGCAGAGGAGAUUGCAGAAACUAUGAAGUCCAUAGAAAAUAUAAUGAAACAUCCAGAAGACAAUCGAACCCAGAUAAAGGAACUGGCUCAGACAUUGACUGAUGGAGGUGUGAUGGAUGAAUUAAUCAAUGAAAAGCUGGACAAGUUUAAUACACGAUGGGAAGACGUACACCAAGAGGCUGUGAGAAGACAAAAGGUUCUGGAACAAAGUAUCCAGUCUGCCCAGGAGACAGAGAAAGCUAUAGGUCUAAUUCAGGAAUCUCUGGGUACCACUGACAGAAAAUUGAUGGCCUAUAUUGCAGACAGAAUUGAUGCUGCUCAGGUUCCUCAAGAGGCUCAGAAAAUUCAGUCUGAUUUGAUGAGCCAUGAAAUUAGUUUGGAAGAGAUGAAAAAACGUAAUCAGGCUAAAGAAAUGCCCCCCAAACUUCUUACACAGAUCGAAAUAGCCCAGAAAAAACUGCAAGAAGUGUCCACAAAAUUCAGACUGUUUCAGAAACCAGCAAAUUUUGAGCAGCGGCUUAAAGAAUCUAAAAGAAUCCUAGAUGAAGUGACUUUGGAGUUACCUGUAUUAGAUAUGAAAAAUAUUGAGCAGGAGACACUUCAAACACAAUUGGAUCAUUGUAUGAAACUGUACAAAAUUUUGAGUGAAGUGAAAUCUGAAGUGGAGACAGUCAUAAAAACGGGCCGUCAAAUUGUGCAGAAACAGCAAACGGAAAAUCCAAAAGAUUUGGAUGAAAGACUAACAGCACUGAAAAUUCAAUACAAUGACUUAGGAGCAAAGGUUACAGAGGGAAAGCAGGUACUGGAGAAAAGCCUAAAGUUAUCUCGAAAGAUGAGAAAAGAAAUGAACAGCUUGACAGAAUGGUUAGCCGCAAUAGACACAGAAGUAACCAAGAGAUCAGCUGAGGAGGGUAUGCCAACUAGACUGGAUGAAGAGAUUGCAUGGAGCAAGAUCACCCAAAAAGAGAUGGAAAAAAGACAGCAGCAAUUAAAGAACGUCAGAGAUUUAGGAGAUUCCCUCAGGGCAGUCCUGGGCGAACAUGCAAGCCAUGUGGAUGACAAGCUAAGUCUUCUUAACAGCAAUUGGCUAGCAGUGACCUCAAGAGCAGAAGAGUGGUUUCGCUUGCUGUUGGAAUAUCAAAAACAAAUGGAAGCUUUCAACCAAGGGGUAGCAAACACCACAGCCUGGAUGUACCGAGCUGAAACAUUAUUGGAUGAAGCUGAAAAACAAACACCACAACAGCGAGAAGACACAAUGAAGAUUUUAAAGUCAGAGCUGAAUGAUAUCCAGCCAAAGGUGGAUGCAGUGCGUGACCAAGCUGUAGAGCUGAUGACAAACCGUGGUGAUCCCUGCAGGAAAAUGGUGGAGACCAAGCUGUCAGAUCUUGACCAGCGAUUUACUGUACUAUGUAAAAGAAUUAAAAGCGGCAAGGCUAUGGUCUCUUCAAAGGAAUUGGAGCAAUUUAAUUCUGAUAUACAGAAAUUGCUUGAACCACUCGAGGCUGAAAUUCAACUGGGAGUGAAUCUUACAGAAGAAGACUUCAAUAAAGAUAUGAGCGACGAUAAUGAGGGACUUGUGAAAGAACUGCUGCAAAGAGGAAAUAAUCUUCAACAAAAAAUUGUUGAUGAUAAAAAGAGAGAAGAAAUCAAACAACAACAACAUCUUCUACAGUCUAAACAUAAUACACUUAAGGAUUUAAGGUCUCAGAGAAGGAAAAAGGCAUCAGAGAUCUCACAUCAGUGGUAUCAAUACAAAAGACAAUCUGAAGAUCUGUUGAAAUGUUUGGAUGAUAUUGAAAAAAAAAUAGCCAGCCUACCGGAUCCUAAAAAUGAACAGAAGCUUAAGGAGAUUGAUGGAGAAUUGGAGAAGAAGCAAGAAGAAAUGAAAGCACUGAACAGGCAAGCAGAAAGUUUGUCUAAGAACGGGGCUGCCAGAGCAGUGGAGCCAACUCUGAUUCAACUUAACAAGCGCUGGCGAGAAAUUGAGAGCAAAUUUGCUCCGUUCAGAAGACUGCACUAUGCACAAAUUCAAACGGUCCAUGAAGAAAGUACUCGUUCCAUGACAGAAGGAAUGAAAGUGGAUGCCGCUAAUGUGCCUUCUACCUAUCUGGCUGAGAUUGCACGCCUCUUGCAGUCUAUUGCUGAAGUAGAACUCCUACUCAACUCACCAUGUCUGAAUAAAGGGGACUGUGAAGAUCUUGGCAAGCAAAAAGAGUGCCUCAAGAACAUCAAGGACAAUCUUGGUCGUCUAUCAGGUCAAAUCGAGGUCAUUCAAAAUAAGAAGAAAGCAGUUCUUGAGUGUGCUACAUCAUCAGAAAAUGAGAAGAUCCAGGAAAAACUGUCUGAACUUACUUUUCAGUGGGAAAAUGUUAACAAGUUGUACCUAGCUCAUCAAAUGAAAUUUGAUAGAUCUUUGGAAAAGUGGUUAAAAUUACAAGAUGACAUUAAUGAUCUAAACUACUGGUUAUGUGAAGCUGAGCAAAUACUGUCUGAGAGAGAUGGAAAGGAUUUGGAUAAAUUUAAACAUCAACAACAGGUUAAGGAACUUGAAGAUGGCAUAGGAGAAAGGCAAGCUAUAGUCAGAGCCCUGAAUGUAUCUGGAGGAGAGGUUGCUGAGCAGGCCUCAAUUGCCGAUGCUGGUCACAUUAAGGAUAAUUUGGAUAACUUAAAUGCCCGCUGGCAUGCAGUUUACAAAAAACUAAAUGAAAGCAGAAGAAGGCUAGAGGAAGAAAAGAAGAAUUUAUAUGGAUUACAAGAAGACUUAAAUAAAUUCAGUGUGUGGUUGGAGGAUGCCGAGGAACUUGUUAGAUCUCCAACAGAACCUGGAAAUGAGCUGCAAUUAAAUGAGCUACUGGAAAAAGUCAAGUUUAGAGUGGAUGAACUUCAACCACGCAAGGAGUACUUGAAGCAAUUAAAUGAAGCAGGUGGAACAGCAAUAGGAAGUUCAACAAUAGCCCCAGAAGAGAAACGAAAAAUUGAAAGUGGCCUCAAAGAGGCUAACCAGCGUUGGAUAAAGGUAUCAAAGGAUCUACAUGAUAAACAGCAAGACAUUGAAGAUCAUUUGAAGAAUUUAUCUUUGUUUGACCUUCAGUUAAAUCAGCUGACAUUGUGGGUAUCUUCUGUAAAAGACCAGCUGCUCUUCUACAAUCAAGUGGGUCGACCUGGAGCAUUUGAUAUCAAGGAAACAGAGGAGGCAAUUGAAGCUAAAAAGCCACAUGUGGAAGGGAUCUUGUGUAAAGGGCAAGAGUUAUACACAGAGAAAUCAGCUUCAUAUGCACUCAAGCGCAAAUUAGAACACCUGAACAGUGAGUGGAAGACAGUGGAUUUAUUACUUCAGGAAUUUAAAAGGAAACCAAGUUUACCAACUCCUGCGGAACAUUUUGCUUUCCUGGAAACUCAAAAACUAGUAACAGCAGGAACAACUGUUUCAGAAAUGCCAUCUUCACUCCUGUUGGAGGUGCCAGCACUGGCUGAAUUCAACAAGACUUGCGGAGAGCUCACAGAUUGGCUUACUUUACUCGACCGUGUGAUAAAAGCUCAGAUAGUGACGGUGGGCGAUGUGGAAGAAAUUAAUGACAUGAUAAUCAAACAAAAGAUAACCCUACAGGAUUUAGAAAAAAGGCGCCCUCAUCUGGAGGAACUUAUCACUGCAGCACAAAACCUGAAAAACAAAACAAGCAAUCCAGAAGCCCGGGUUGUAAUCACAGAUCGCAUUGACAAAAUACAAAACCAGUGGGAGGAAGUACAGUGUCAUCUUCAGAACCGAAGACAGCAACUCCAAGAAAUGCUGAAAGACUCCAAUCAGUGGUUAGACGCUCAACGUGAAGCUGAGCAAGUUUUAGAGAAAGCAAAGGGAAGGAUGGACUCUUGGAAGGAAAUUUCUUACACCGUAGAUGCACUGAAGAAGCAGAACACUGACCUUAAGCAAUUUUGCAAAGAAAUUCGUCAGUGGCAGAUAAAUGUUGAUGGUGCAAAUGACUUGGCAUUUAAGCUUAUACGUGACUACUCUACGGAUGAUACCAGGAAAGUGGAACUCAUGAAAGAUAACAUUAAUUCUACAUGGACAAGAAUCAAUAAGAGGGUUAGCGAGCGUGAUGGAGCAUUAGAGGCUGCCCUCCGAUUGCUGCAGCAAUUCUACUUAGACCUGGAACAGUUUUUGGCCUGGCUCACAGAAGCUGAGAUCACAGCUAAUGUCCUGCAGGAUGCUACACACAAAGAUCGCGUGUCAGAGGAUUCAAGGGGGCUUCGAGAACUCAUGAACCAAUGGCAGGAACUGCAAGGUGAAAUUGAUGGACAUACAGAAGUAUUUCAUUCCUUGGAUGAAAAUGGUCAAAAAAUGCUUAAAUCAUUGGAGGGAUCUGAGGAUGGAGUCCUGUUGCAGAGAAGACUUGACAACAUGAAUAUCAGAUGGAAAGAGCUCAGGAAAAAAUCUCUUAAUAUCAGGUCUCAUUUAGAAGCCAGCACAGAACACUGGAAGCGAUUUCACAUUUCUCUGCAAGAACUUCUGGCAUGGCUGCAACUGAAGAAUGAGGAGCUCAAGCAGCAGGCACCCGUCGGUGGGGAUGUUCCCAAAGUACAAAGUCAGAUCGAGAAACAUCGGGCAUUCAAGAGGGAAGUUAAAGAGAAAGAACCUGUUAUCAUGAGUGCACUUGAUACUGUGAAAAUAUUCUUAACAGAACAGCCUUUUGAGGGACUGGAGAAGAUGUAUCAGGAGCCUAGAGAGACACAUGCUGAGGAUCAAGCCAAGAAUGUUAGCAAGAUUCUUCACAAGCAAGUUGAUGAUGUUAAAACUGAGUGGGACCGGUUGAAUGUACGCUCUGCUGAAUGGCAGAAAAAAUUAGAUGAAGCACUUGAAAGGCUGCAAGAACUCCAAGAAGCAAUGGAUGAGCUGGACCAUAAACUGCAUCAAGCAGAGGCCAUGAAAGGGUCGUGGCAACCAGUAGGCGAUUUGUUGAUUGACUCUCUUCAGGAUCACAUAGGAAAAAUCAAGGCAUUUCGAGCAGAAAUAGCACCAAUAAAAAACAAUGUGAACCAAGUAAAUGAUCUUGCUCAUCAAUUUGCUGCCACAGAUAUUCAUUUGUCUCCAUACAAUUUCAGUUGUUUGGAAGAAUUAAACACAAGGUGGAAACUUUUGCAGGUGUCCAUUGAUGAGCGCAUCAGACAGUUGCAUGAAGCCCAUAGGGAUUUUGGUCCCACAUCCCAACAUUUUCUUUCUACAUCUGUCCAAAGUCCUUGGGAAAGGGCAAUCUCACCAAAUAAAGUACCAUACUACAUCAACCAUGAUACACAGACCACCUGCUGGGAUCACCCCAAAAUGACUGAGCUCUACCAAUCCUUAGCUGACCUGAACAAUGUAAGGUUCUCCGCUUAUAGAACUGCCAUGAAAUUAAGAAGACUGCAAAAGGCCUUAUGUUUGGAUUUGCUGGGUCUCUCUGCAGCAUGUGAUGCCUUGGACCAGCACAACCUCAAGCAGAACGACCAACUCAUGGACAUCCUGCAGAUUAUUAAUUGUUUAACAACGAUUUACGAUAGAUUGGAACAAGAGCACAACACCCUGGUGAACGUCCCCCUCUGUGUGGAUAUGUGCCUCAACUGGCUGCUGAAUGUUUAUGACACUGGUCGAACAGGAAGGAUCCGUGUACUGUCUUUUAAAACUGGAGUGAUUUCCCUGUGUAAAGCACAUUUGGAAGAUAAGUACAGAUAUCUAUUUAAGCAGGUAGCAAGUUCUACUGGGUUCUGUGACCAACGAAGGCUGGGCCUACUCCUCCAUGAUGCCAUUCAAAUCCCACGACAGUUGGGUGAAGUGGCCUCUUUUGGUGGCAGCAACAUAGAACCUAGUGUCCGAAGCUGCUUUCAAUAUGCUAACAAUAAACCAGAAAUUGAAGCAGCAUUGUUCUUGGAUUGGAUGAGAUUGGAACCACAGUCUAUGGUCUGGUUGCCAGUUCUUCAUAGAGUGGCAGCUGCUGAAACUGCCAAACAUCAAGCAAAGUGUAACAUCUGUAAGGAAUGCCCAAUUAUUGGAUUCAGGUAUCGAAGUUUAAAGCACUUUAACUAUGACAUCUGCCAAAGCUGCUUCUUUUCUGGUCGUGUUGCAAAAGGCCACAAAAUGCACUAUCCGAUGGUGGAAUAUUGCACUCCCACCACAUCUGGCGAAGAUGUUCGGGACUUUGCAAAGGUUCUGAAGAAUAAAUUUAGGACAAAAAGAUACUUUGCUAAACACCCAAGAAUGGGUUAUCUGCCUGUUCAAACAGUCUUAGAAGGGGACAACAUGGAAACUCCUGUUACUCUGAUCAACUUCUGGCCAGUAGAUUCUGCCCCGGCCUCAUCUCCCCAGCUUUCACACGAUGAUACACACUCACGAAUUGAACAUUAUGCUAGCAGGCUAGCAGAAAUGGAGAACAGCAAUGGAUCCUACCUAAAUGACAGCAUUUCUCCCAAUGAAAGCAUAGAUGAUGAACAUUUGCUCAUUCAGCACUACUGCCAAAGCUUGAACCAGGAAUCCCCCUUGAGCCAGCCCCGCAGCCCUGCCCAGAUACUUAUUUCUUUGGAGAGUGAAGAGCGAGGGGAGCUUGAAAGAAUUCUGGCUGAUUUGGAAGAAGAGAAUAGGAACUUGCAGUCAGAAUAUGAUAGACUAAAGGAGCAGCAUGAUCACAAAGGAUUAUCCCCUCUGCCUUCUCCUCCUGAAAUGAUGCCGGCCUCCCCGCAGAGUCCACGGGAUGCAGAACUCAUUGCCGAAGCCAAGCUACUGCGCCAGCACAAAGGACGCCUUGAAGCCAGGAUGCAGAUUUUGGAGGAUCACAACAAACAACUGGAGUCACAGCUGCAUCGACUAAGACAACUGUUGGAGCAGCCGCAAGCAGAGGCAAAGGUCAAUGGUACAACAUUUUCUUCUCCUACUCCCUCGCUGCAGAGAUCAGAGAGCAACCAGCCCAUGUUGCUUCGUGUAGUUGGCAGCCAAACGUCAGAAACUAUGGGUGAAGAUGACCUUCUCAGUCCUCAUCAUGACACAAGCACAGGUCUAGAAGAAGUCAUGGAGCAACUUAAUAGCUCUUUCCCAACAGCAAGAGGAAGAAAUAUCCCUGGAAAGCAAAUGAGAGAGGAAACCAUGUAGGCAGCCUUUUCCACAUGGCUGAUGACUUGGGAAGAGCUAUGGAAACUUUAGUAAUGGUUAUGACCGACGAUGAAGUGACAGAAU
Pelobates fuscus (common spadefoot toad) is the source of this 11289-nucleotide messenger RNA. RefSeq names its product dystrophin (gene DMD). The transcript is spliced from 79 exons. Gene Ontology annotation, biological process: regulation of muscle system process; muscle cell development; skeletal muscle tissue development. Lineage: Eukaryota; Metazoa; Chordata; Amphibia; Anura; Pelobatidae. Gene Ontology annotation, cellular component: sarcolemma. Gene Ontology annotation, molecular function: protein binding; zinc ion binding. The coding region runs from base 151 to 11205 and encodes 3684 amino acids. The record is from RefSeq and is a predicted model, not a curated record.